CAGCUUUAAAAGGCUGGCUGAGUCACUCCUCAUUAGAUUCACUUCUCUUUUAACUAACUGCCUGAGUGCACUUCCCCUAUCACUUUGAUCCAGCUCAUGGAAAUGGAGCACAAUAUGGAAACCGCGAAGAGAAGAGUCCUGAGCAAAGAAGAUUUAAUAUCUGAGCGGACCGGGUCUUUGGGAUGCAUUGGUUGGUUCAUCGUCAUACUCUCUGGCACCUUUACACUCAUCCUUUUCCCUAUUACCAUCUGGUUCUGUCUGAAGAUUGUUCAGGAGUAUGAGCGAGCUGUCAUCUUCAGACUGGGACGCAUCACAGAUAGGAAGGCUAAAGGACCAGGAAUUUUCUUCGUUUUGCCAUGCACUGAUUCCUUUGUGAAAGUGGAUCUGCGAACAGUUUCAUUCGACAUCCCACCACAAGAGAUCCUGACCAAAGACUCAGUCACCGUUUGUGUGGAUGGAGUGGUGUACUUCCGGGUCAGUGACCCCAUCGCCUCUGUGGCCAAUGUGUCCAAUGCUGACUUCUCCACGCGUCUGCUGGCUCAGACCACCCUGAGAAAUGUGCUGGGGACCAAGAACCUCUCAGAGCUGCUGUCUGACCGCGAGGGCAUCGCUCACAGCAUGCAGUCUAGCCUGGAUGAAGCCACAGACGACUGGGGCAUCAAGGUGGAGCGAGUGGAGAUUAAAGAUGUGAAGCUGCCACAUCAGCUGCAGAGAGCCAUGGCUGCUGAAGCAGAGGCUUCACGAGAAGCCAGAGCCAAGGUGAUUGCAGCAGAGGGUGAGAUGAACGCGUCUCGUGCCCUGAAGGAGGCGUCCCUGGUGAUCGCAGAGUCCCCGUCAGCCCUGCAGCUUCGCUACCUGCAGACCCUCAACACCAUCGCAGCAGAGAAGAACUCCACCAUCAUCUUCCCCCUGCCCAUGGAUAUCAUUUCUCACUUUAUGAAGAAGUGAUUCAUCCGUUUGAUGAU
Molecule: messenger RNA, 965 nt
Organism: Labrus mixtus (cuckoo wrasse)
Lineage: Eukaryota; Metazoa; Chordata; Actinopteri; Labriformes; Labridae
Gene: stoml3b
Product: stomatin (EPB72)-like 3b
Exons: 7
Coding region: 97-948 (283 amino acids)
Cellular component (GO): plasma membrane
Source: RefSeq, a predicted model, not a curated record